This is a messenger RNA of Acanthosepion pharaonis, 4326 nucleotides long. NCBI's taxonomy places the organism in Eukaryota, Metazoa, Mollusca, Cephalopoda, Sepiida, Sepiidae. The record is from the annotation of a GenBank genome assembly.
AUGUCCAGCGCGUUUCGAACAUUUUGUACACAACGAAAGCAGAAAAAGAAACAGAUGAGUUUAGUUUCUAAUUACCGAAGAGAGAGGCUUAGCAUUUUGCUAUGGUUCGUGUUUUUAAUAAAUCUCCCAUUCAUUGCCGCACAAACUAAAGGAAUAAUUGAACAUACCAAAGAUUUAACUCACGACCUUUUCAUUGACACACACCAUCAGCUGAAUCAAAUCGGUGGCUCAAUAACAAAUUUAACUGUGUCUUGUGUAUUCAACAAGUCCCUUUGCAGUUAUAGAAUAAUUCCGGACGUUGUCUCACAAAACGUAACAUGGUCAUUAACAGCAAACAAUUUUACCAAUACGCAACAUUCAAAAGAAAAUUAUGUGGCAUUGGUGGGCAUCGGGAAAGAAGGCGCAAGAAGUUUCCUCCAAUCGCUGAGUUUCCAGACGACACCAAAAGAACGAGUAGAAUUUUUUUAUUAUUUAUCUGGAGAUAAUGCUGGACAACUCCAGGUAAAAUUUAUUCAAGCUAAUAUUAAAACAGAUCACCAGUUCUGGUCUGAUUCAGAAGAUCAUGGCGCUGAGCUGAAUUAUGGUUGUAUGGAAUUACCUCCAAAUCGAACGGGUUAUCUUUUGUUUACUGGCAUUCUAGGACCAAAUACGGAAAGCGUUAUGGCCGUUCAGAAAGUUUUCAUUUCUCAAGGAAGUUGCGAACACAGUGUACAGAUGAGUCUGUGUACAUUUGACAACACGCUGCUUUGUAACUACACACUUGCUUGCACAGGUGCUUCGGAAUAUGUCUGGAAGAGAUACAAAGGUGCUACUCCCACUUUCGGAACAGGACCCAACGGAGAUGCUGCUAAAUCAUUUAAUGGCUUUUACUUGUAUGCUGAAAGUUCGUACGGAAGUGACGGAGACUCGGCUAUUGUUAAUUUCCCAGUGGGGAACACAACGGGCAGAUACUUGCAUUUCUGGUAUCAUAUGUACGGCAAAAGUAUGGGCAGCUUGCGUUUGCGAUAUCAUGUUGGUCAGUUGAGCAAAGAAGAGUGGGCAGUAUCCGGAAACCAAGGCGAUAAGUGGAAAUAUUUCUGCCUGCGAAUUGUAAAUAAUAUCGAUGCCUUCAGCCUUGUUGCCGUGCACGGAUCUUCUUAUCUUGGGGACAUCGCCAUCGAUAACGUUCGAGUAGACGACCAAAAUUGUCCAUAUAUGUCGUUGGAUUGUAAUUUCAGUACGCCGUUGAUUUGUGGUUACCGCAUAAGCAGUGGGUGGUCGAGAGUAAUGGACGCAAAUGGCUUCAAAAUGAGUGUUAAUGCGUCCACUAGUAAAUAUUCGCUGAAAUCUGCAAUUGUGAAUAUAACUGACAGUUGUGUGCGUUUACAAUACCAAAUGCGUGGUUCCAGUUGCAACUUAACGAUAUUCGAAAAUCAGCAGAAGCUAUUCACGUUGUUGCAGAGCAAUGAGAGCAUUUGGGCCUCAGCACAAUUUUAUAUCAAGCAAGCAAGAGUACAACUCAAAUUUGACGCAUAUUCAACAAAUAUGUGUGAAAUAUCCAUCGCCAACGUUAGCACUAUCUAUGGCAGCUGUCCAGCAUUAGAAUGUCCAAAACGUAUGAAGGGCUGCAGCGACAGACAUUUCUGUGUGAACAAAAAACAGGUGUGUGAUCUUCAGAAAGACUGUAAAGAUGGAAGCGACGAAAUCUGCCCGAAAACAAUUGCCUGUGACUUCGAAUAUCCCAAUAAUUGUGGAUACUACGGGAAAAGAGACCAAUAUGAAAGAUACGAACAAUCCAACGGCAAAUCAGAUUAUCAUAUAAUUUUAUUUAGUAGAGAUACGAACUGGACUUCACCGUGGCAAAGGGUCAACGAUUCUUGUGUCCAAUUUUCUUAUAACGGAAGGUCAUUUCCUUCUGUUGAGAUUUUCGUAUUUUAUGAUAAUAAACGGACUGGUGCUCGAGUAUGGAAGACCCAUAUCAAUCAGGCCAAACACUCAUGGUCACCUGGUCAGUUUUUCAUAACAGCUGGAACCGUGCAAUUGGUGUUUAACAUAAAGGGUCAAUAUAUGAGCCAGAUCGGAUUGGAUAACAUCCUUUUAAUUACAGGUUCUUGCCCUCCACUUGGUUGCAGCAAAGAUCAUGUUCCUUGCGCCAAAAAUAACAAAUGCAUUAAAAAGAGAGAUAUUUGUAACCGGAUAGAUGAUUGUAUGGACAUGAGUGAUGAAAUGAAUUGUUCUCUUUCAAUCGAUUGCAAUUUUGAACAUCCAUACCUUUGUGGGUAUCAAUUUAGUAGCGGAUGGGUUGUCACGACCGGAAGGAAAGAUUUUAUGCCUCGCCAUGAUCAGACUAAAGGAACUUAUUACGGUCAAUAUAUGUUGCAGCGUCUUUUAAAUUCUCCGCUCACUUCUCCGGAAAUUAUGCUAAAAAAUAUAACAUGCCUGCGGUUCUAUUAUUAUUUACAAGAAGAUGUCUCCGCUUUCAAUGUUUAUGACAACAAUGUUGACCGACUGCAGAUCAAAUCCAACAACAUUCAGACAUGGCAGAUGGCACAGUUGCAGUUGAGUGCUGGGAAACACAAAAUCAGUUUUAGUCAGACACGUCAAUUGUACAGAACGACGUUAGCAAUCGACAGCGUUUCUACAAUUCCCGGACGCUGUCCGCAAAUUAACUGCCCCGAAAAUUGGAAACCCUGCAAUUCGGCUGAUAUCUGCGUUCCUUACUACAGGUUUUGUGACGGUGACGCUGACUGUCCUAAUGGUGAAGAUGAACUCAAUUGCCAGACAAAUCGUACAAUACGACUUGUUCGGGGAAAAAACGUGAACCAAGGUUUCGUGGAAUACCGCAUCAAUGGAACCUGGAAUGGAAUAUGUUACGAACAAGAAUUUAUUUCAGCAUCAAUUGCAAAUGCAAUUGUAGCGUGUCGACAAUUAGGUUACAAGGGUACUGCCCGGGAUUCAUUUCGAACGGCCGCCCCGCGAUACAUUAUCAGCAGUAUCAAAGGACUCAGUUGCAAUGGAAAAGAAACUUUGAUUUCCCAAUGCUCGAUGGAAUACUGCCAACAAUGUUACUGCCAACAUUACUUCAGUGUUGAUUGUUCCAACAAUCAUUGUUUGUCAGAUCAGGUUCCAUGUCCGGGAGAGAAUGGAAAACCAUACACCAAUUCAUCAGCGUGUAUAUGGAAACACAAUCUAUGUGACGGUGAAUAUGAUUGCCCGGGAGGAACGGAUGAACAAAAUUGCAAAGACUGUAAUACAAGUGAAUUCAGAUGCCGGAAUAAAGAGUGCAUUCCACUAAUGCAAAGAUGCAAUGGUGUUCCGGACUGCCAAGACUCUUCAGACGAACAUGAGUGUUUUAAACAAAAUAUAACUGGUGUGUUGUUGAUGCAAAACGGCAAGUAUGAAGCUUUAUGUGAAAAUAAUAUCAAUAACCAGCAAAUAGCCAAUGUUCUCUGUAAAGCACUAGGCAGAGGAAAUGGUACAGUUCUUCCUUCUUCCCAAACUGGACCAGGGAUUCAAUUUAAUGUCUCUUCAAACAGUACAGUAGGAAUCCUAACGGGAUUUCAUCCAAAUGCCGUUCCGUCUUGCAAGUUGUUGAAUUUGGUGUGUAACUUAAAAAAUUGUGGCCAACGUGCUUUGUGGUCAACAUUUGAACCAACCAUCAGGUACGGCAUCUUUUCGCUACCCGGUGAGUGGCCAUGGCAAGUGGCCCUUAUUCGAAACUUAAACUUCAUCUGCGGUGGUACAUUAAUAAGUCAAAGAUACGUCUUAACAGCUGCGCAUUGCGUUAGCAAGAAAUCCUUUUUUUACACAGUAAAAGUGGGAUCCAUAAACAGAAAGUCCGGUCAGUCGUACAAUGUUAAGAAAAUUAUCUCACAUCCUGGAUUUGAUUUCACAUUUUACAAGCACGACGUCGCGUUGUUGGAAUUAUCAUCUGAAGUUAAACUCAAUAACUUCGUCCAAAUCGCGUGUCUGCCGUCUCACCCGGCUGUUCCAAAUUCCCAGUGCUUUACGACUGGCUGGGGAGUUGACGAAAAUGAAGUGUAUAAUAAUUAUCUGAAAGAAGCAAAAGUCCGUAUUCUCACUAGUGAGAUUUGCAAAAGUUACUAUGCCAACGCCGAAAAUGUAGCACUUUGCGCCAACCACCCGGAACCAUACCAGCCAGCAUGUUUCGGUGACAGCGGAGGACCUUUGCAAUGUCUGAAUGAAUAUGGCCAUUGGAAUGUUGUUGGGGUAACGAGUUACGGACAGCCGCAAUGCACUCGAAAAAUUGACGCCCCCGAGGCCUAUGCUGAUGUGUACGUCCAUCUCGAUUGGAUCAUGAAGAAUGCCCCAAAUUUGUAUCAAUGA